AUGUCCACCAACGCGGUUUUCCUCUCUCUGGCCCCGGCCACCUCUGCCUCAUACCCCCAAGCACCGGCCAGCCGGGCCGCACCCAAAGAGCGGGAGGCAUCAGCAGCGCCAGCAGAGCCGACCCGGCGACGGUCGUCGAGCUCCAGCAGCAGAGGGCACAGAAUCCUCAAGCUCGGUCCUGUGCACUGGGGCGAGCACCUCGACGAGCACAAGGAGGACUAUCACGACAUCAGCAUCGUGUAG
Ustilaginoidea virens is the source of this 243-nucleotide messenger RNA. RefSeq lists its product as uncharacterized. Bases 1 to 243 code for a protein of 80 amino acids. The record is from RefSeq and is a predicted model, not a curated record. The transcript has a single exon. NCBI's taxonomy places the organism in Eukaryota, Fungi, Ascomycota, Sordariomycetes, Hypocreales, Clavicipitaceae.